ACCCCAAAGAUGAAGUUGUUCGGGAAUGUGGCCCUUUGCCUAGUUAUCCUCACAGUGAGUUGUUUUGCUGGGACUGAAGCUCGUCGCCUCGCCCUCCGUCCACUGUCAACUUGGGAGUUAAGAGAUGCCCUCGAUGAAUCAGGAAUAGGGGCAGAUACUCCUGCUGGAAAAUCCGUAGUAUCGGGAUUGACGGGUCUUGGUGGACUUGCUCUGGGAGUUGUUAAGGGUAUCGGUGGCUCCAUUCUUUUCGAUGUGGUUACCUCGAACGUCACCAUCGAUUACCUGACAAGCUUGCUGAACUCCACCUCAUCAUCGAGCACUUCCAGUAGCAGUGGCACCGCCCAGGAAAUUUGUUUCAACAGCCGGAGUGUCGAUGGAGAUAUUAUUAAUGGCAGAAGCAAUGAUGAGGUCUAUGACGACAUAGAACCCUCUGGGGAGUGGAGACAAUCUACCACUAGUGUCGCUACUGGGGCAACCGGUACAACAACAUCAGGGUCAUCAGGCAUCACUUGCAUUGUCUUGGGUUCCAAGGGUUCCCGGCGGCGACGACAACUAUAUAUUCGAUCCGGAACCCUACGAUCUGAGUCCCCCAGACGCCGCAGGUCUCAUCGGCAGUCACACCGCAGAUUUCGAAGGAGUAGGCGUUAA
This is a messenger RNA of Drosophila ananassae, 648 nucleotides long. RefSeq lists its product as uncharacterized. NCBI's taxonomy places the organism in Eukaryota, Metazoa, Arthropoda, Insecta, Diptera, Drosophilidae. The transcript has 2 exons. Bases 10 to 648 code for a protein of 212 amino acids. The record is from RefSeq and is a predicted model, not a curated record.